AUGGAUUCCACAGAAGUAGCUACUAAGCCACAUGCUGUUUGCAUUCCAUUCCCUGCUCAAAGCCAUAUAAAGGCAAUGCUUAAAUUUGCAAAGCUCCUCCACCAUAGAGGUUUUCAUAUAACCUUUGUUAACACAGAGUUCAAUCACAAGCGCUUUCUUAAAACUCUAGGAUCCAAUUCCCUCGAUGGCUUGCCUGAUUUUCAAUUUGAAGCCAUCCCGGAUAGCCUUCCAGAUUCAAAUGAAGACACCACACAAGAUGUCACUUUGCUUUGUGAGUCCAUCAGAAAAAAUUUCUUGGCUCCCUUUCAUACCCUCCUUGCAAAACUCAACAAUGAUGCCAUAGAAACAUCUAGCAAUCCUCCAGUGACUUGCAUAGUUUCAGAUGGAUUCUUGUCCACAUUCACAAUCACAGCUGCUGAAGAAAUUGGAGCCCCUAUAGUGCUGUUCUACACUAUAGGUGCCUGCAGCUUCACGGGAUGUAAACAACUUCGUGCCAUGGUCUCAGAACAUCUUGCAAUUUAA
This is a messenger RNA of Prunus armeniaca (apricot), 522 nucleotides long. The record is from the annotation of a GenBank genome assembly. NCBI's taxonomy places the organism in Eukaryota, Viridiplantae, Streptophyta, Magnoliopsida, Rosales, Rosaceae.